This is a messenger RNA of Capsaspora owczarzaki ATCC 30864, 1227 nucleotides long. RefSeq lists its product as hypothetical. NCBI's taxonomy places the organism in Eukaryota, Filasterea, Ministeriida, Capsasporidae. The record is from RefSeq and is a predicted model, not a curated record. The transcript has a single exon. The coding region runs from base 1 to 1227 and encodes 408 amino acids.
AUGGUCUUUGCUCAACUUGUUCGUCGAUACUUGACCUUCAAGGCUGCGACUGGGACUUGUCUCCUCAUCGGUGGCUUCUACGGCUACAGCCAUUACAUUAAACACGCCGACGACCGUCUCAACGAGCGUGUGAGCGCUGCUGGUGUGGCAACGGCAUAUCUUCACAAACACCAAGAGUAUGAGACCAAGAGCCCGGAAGCCCUCAAUUGCCAUGCCGCGGCUCAAAAACAACUCGGCUCCUUGCUCGAGCAAGCAGCUAGUGUGAUCCUGGUCGGCGGCAAUCGCGGCAGUGGCAAGACGUGGACCGUCCGCCACGUCCUGUUCCGUCACCUUCAGAAGAACCCGGACAAGCUGGUCUAUGCACUCACCACGGCGGGUCCAAUGACGGAAGCGCGACUCGUUGAUGCUUUAGUCGACACAUUCAACCUGAACUCGCCUUCCAAAGUUCGCGACGUGACUGUCGGCUCUGCCGGACUCGGCAUGACUUUGGUUCCAGCUGAUGCUCAGCCAACAGACCGCUACCGUCAAGCUAUCAAAGCCAUUGACAAGUUCCUUGAUCAGCAAAAGAAGGAGAACAAGGCUGUGUUGCUGGUGGUGGACGACCUCGAGAACUUUGGCGCAAGCGAGACCGAUCGGGACAUUGCCCUCGCGCUGAUGAACCAGCUCCAGAGCUGGGCGAUCGAUGAGAAACUCAAAGUCAUCGCAAUUUCGAGCUCUCCUGUGGCCAGCGACUCGCUGACCGACAACUUGCAUGGAACCCAAAUGCAUCGUGUUGACAUUGACGCCCUGAACAGGGACGAGGCCGUGGCUUACACGAAAGCACUUAUGAGCAUCCAAAACGCCCCCAACACCGUCACACCCGCAUUUCUGGUGGAACAUGUCGGCGUGCUGCCAGCCCACCUCUGCGCCGCCGUUGCUCGCUUGGCAACCAUCAGUGGGCCCCAGCUAGUUGUCGAGCUGCAGCGCGACGCCAAGAAACAGCUUGUCCGCACAAUGGUGCACUCGCAUCGCGUGGGCGAUACAACGUUUUACCCCGUUCUCCGUGCGAUUCUGAAGAAACAGCUGAACAUCCGUCACCCGCUCGUGCUCUCUACAUCGCUUGAGCUGCUGGAGAAGAAGGGGCUGGUCACCUUCAACAUUGAAACAAUGGUCUACACAUUUGUGUCCCCCGUCGUAACGGCUGCCGCUAGUGACUUGGCUCGACAGAGCUGGUGGCAUUUCUUCUAA